Octopus bimaculoides (California two-spot octopus) is the source of this 366-nucleotide messenger RNA. RefSeq lists its product as uncharacterized. Gene Ontology annotation, biological process: regulation of transcription by RNA polymerase II. Gene Ontology annotation, molecular function: DNA-binding transcription factor activity, RNA polymerase II-specific; RNA polymerase II cis-regulatory region sequence-specific DNA binding. Lineage: Eukaryota; Metazoa; Mollusca; Cephalopoda; Octopoda; Octopodidae. The record is from RefSeq and is a predicted model, not a curated record.
AUGCAUACUGGAGAAAGGCCCAAUUUUUGUCAAAUAUGUGGUAAAGCGUUUGUUAAUAACAGUGACUUAACGAGACAUAAAAGGAUACAUACUGGAGAAAAACCAUAUCAUUGUGAAAUAUGCGGAAAAUCUUUUAGUAGUAAUGGUGAAUUAAAAAAACAUGGAAGACUUCACACAGGUGAAAAACCUUAUUGUUGUGAAAUAUGUGGUAAAUCUUUUACACGGAAUUCUGGUCUUGUUAUCCACAAUCGUACUCACACGGGUGAAAGACCCUUUCAUUGUGAUAUUUGUGGGAAGUCUUUCACUCAGAAUCCAAAUCUUGUAAUGCACAAAAGAAUACAUUUUGGAGAGAAACCAUUUGACUGA